Messenger RNA from Plenodomus lingam JN3, 1833 nucleotides. RefSeq lists its product as uncharacterized. NCBI's taxonomy places the organism in Eukaryota, Fungi, Ascomycota, Dothideomycetes, Pleosporales, Leptosphaeriaceae. Gene Ontology annotation, molecular function: ATP binding; phenylalanine-tRNA ligase activity; tRNA binding. The record is from RefSeq and is a predicted model, not a curated record. Gene Ontology annotation, biological process: phenylalanyl-tRNA aminoacylation. Gene Ontology annotation, cellular component: cytoplasm; mitochondrion.
AUGCGGAUAGCGUUUGUUACGGCGGGCACGUGCCGUCAGUGGAGUCGGGGGUUGUUGUUUGCAGAGAGGAAACCGUUGUUGAGGCCUGGGUAUGGGCGAUGGGCUGUGAGGUGGAAUUCUUCUGGUACCGCAAUACAUGUAUCCGCACUUGCAGAGGAUGGGCUCGUCACACCAAUGCCUGAUGCACUCACUAAGCACAUCCCAGAAACAUCACCAAACGAGGUCCAAGUAAGCGGGAGAAGGUACAGGACUGAUGAAUGGAUGAACACACCUUCGUCUAUUUUAGCUGCAGUGCCUCGACGCCUUCAUCUUCAACCUGAUCAUCCGUUGACCAUUACACGCAAACUCAUCGAAUCACGGUUCCCAGGCUACCACACUCAUAACCACCUCUUCCCAGUUGUCACUACUGGUCAAAACUUCGACUCGCUGGGCUUUCCAUUGGAUCAUGUCGGACGAAGCCGGACAGACACGUACUACCUGAAUAAGGAGACUGUGUUGCGGACACACACCUCAGCGCACCAGGCUGACAUCUUCCGCCAAAAUGAGAGUGAAGGAUACCUCAUCAGUGCAGAUGUGUACCGAAGAGAUGCCGUGGAUCGAAGCCAUUAUCCCGUCUUCCACCAGAUGGAAGGCGCUCGAACUUGGAGUCGAGCACAAGCAGAGAAAGAGGGGAGGAAACUCGCUGAAGUGAUUUGGGAGGAUGUGGAGAGGAUUCCCAAACAUGACAUUGCCAUUGAAGAUCCCAACCCAGCAUUUCACCCUGAGCGCAACCCACUCCAAGCCUCACACUCUCCCGACGAAGUGGAAGCCAUCGCAGCACACUUGAAACGAAGCCUCGAAGACAUGGUUGUCGCCGUCUUCCGAGCAGCCAAAAGUGCCGCUGAUGCAGAGACACCCAAUACCGACAACGAACCCCUCCGUGUCCGGUGGGUGGAAGCCUACUUCCCCUUCACCUCACCCAGCUGGGAACUCGAAGUCUUCUGGCAGGGCGACUGGCUCGAAGUGCUCGGUAGCGGUAUCGUCUCGCAGCCCAUAUUGAACAACGCCUCCGUCCCCGAGAGAGUAGGGUGGGCCUUUGGCAUUGGCCUUGAACGCAUUGCCAUGCUCCUCUACUCCAUUCCUGAUAUCCGUCUCUUCUGGUCAAAAGACCCGCGCUUCCUCUCCCAGUUCAGCGAAAACCAGCCGAUUCGCCGCUUCGUCCCCUUUAGCAAAUACCCCGCUUGCUUCAAGGACGUGAGUUUCUGGCUUCGCUCUAGCUCUAAUGCUGCGGGUGGUGCAGCCGGUAUUCAUCCACCGGCAUCGCCAACGGCAUCUGCAUCUACAACCGUGGCAAACACGGCCAUGACAGAAGACACUGCCUCUGCAACCCCCAUCCCCCCCGCCGUCCCCGCACCCCUAUCCCCCUCGCAAUCCUUCCACGAAAACGACGUCAUGGAAAUCGCGCGCGAAGUGUGCGGCGACUUGGUCGAAGACGUGCGUCUGACAGAUGAAUUCGUGCACCCAAAGACUGGCCGCAGGAGCUUGUGCUACCGCAUCAAUUACCGCAGUCUGGAGCGCACCUUGACCAACGACGAGACCAACGAAAUGCACGAUCGGUUAUGUGCCCUUCUCGUACAGAGACUAGGCGUCGAGCUACGUCUAGUCUACAGCGGCACGCUGAAGAAGGGUUUGACUGCCGUAAACGGCAUAUAUGAACGAAGCGGCGAAUCUAGCUCCGGCUCUUGGGACAAGGCGUACUCUACCACGACUACUGUCCACUCGUCCCUGCGUCUGAUGCCGUACGCAGAUGCCGCCCCUCUUGCCGUGUGGGCUCGAUGCGUGCAUGCAGGCUGA